CACCAGCGUUCACAGCCGCUGAGUCUCUCCUCUACGCCGAAAAAAAAGAGAAAAGCUCACUCGCAGUCAAAAACAAUGAGGGCGCACGACGCGCAAGUCGCUCCGAGCGUCUCCGGCUGCGGCGGAGUUUUUUCCCCCGGAGGAUUCGUAGCGUGCGUCUGUGCGCCAACCGGAGGGAGAAGGACCACGGGAGUAUAACUUGACCAUCUGCGGAGUUUGUUAUUUUUUCGUGGGGGGUGGGGGGGAGGUGGGGGAAAUCAUGCCUUUUUGCAAGCGGACGAUACUUCCGAAAGAUGUGUGCAAGCCCGACGGCGGGAGGCUGCGGGAGGCGCAGCGGCAGGCGGAAAUUUUUGGGGACUUGGUGGACGUGUGCAGCUUCAGCCUGUGCUCGGUGCUCCGGCAGCUCUCGGAUCUGUCCCGGCACUCGGUGAGCAUCCUGGAGGAGCUGGAGGGAGAGCUGGUGUCCAUCUGUCACCGGUCAGGCGCGCUGGAGGGCAGGGUGGUCCGCCUGCAGAGGCACGUCGCGGACCUGGUCAGCAAGCCUCCGCCGAAAACCACCAGUGGUCUAGAGGCGGAGGGCGGCAGGCGCGGUGGUAGCAGCAGCAGCAGCAGCCACGGCGACGGCAACCACAGCAGCAUCAGCGGCGGAGGAGGCAGCAGCGGCGGCGCGGCCCACUUCAAGUCUCCAUGGCAACAGAGCGUGAACGUGUUCGGCUCGUGGAGCAGGCCGGAGUGUGUCGAGGAGCUGCACCAGCAGGCGCAGCUCAACCUCCAGAGUCUGCUGCAAGACUUUGAGGAGCAGUUGUACGACACCAAGCUGACCGGUCAGACUUUCCGACAUCCAUCCUCGCAGAGCUCUGACGAGACGUCCACCUCGCUCAGCCGAUCGCCCGUCUCCCUCAACAACAAGAGACCUGACUUCAUCUUCCUGCCGGCGUCCAAACAGCUCUACGAAGAUGAAACCACCUCCUCAGUUUUUGGACUGAGGUCCAUGACCGACCCGUCUCCCUCCCCGUCCCCUUCGCCCUGCGGCUCAGAUCGACCCCCGCUGGGUUGGAGUAGUAACAACAGCAGCAGCAGUACCGCCACUGUUGGACCACCCGUUGCAGAGAAACCACGCUGGAACUUCGGGAGACGUACGCCGGGUCACUUCAUACCGCUCGACAUCACAGGUGAAGGAGAAGGUGGGGGAGGAGGGAAAUUCCACGGUGUCGACCUCCUCCAGCACUCCCAGUCUCCAUCCCCCUCUCCGGGGGACCCCUUCCCCCACCAGCCCCGCUCCCUGGAACCUAUCACAGACACCCUGCACCAGAACCUCCCUCUGAGGAAGACACACUCUGACCUCGACACAACCUCACCUGCAGAUAACACUUUGGAGCAGCUUGCCCGACUUCACCCAGGAACUAUGGACCACUCGGGGCUGCUGUGCUCAAACACACCCUCAGCUUCCUGGAAUGGACCUAAGGGCUCCACGUUUUCUCCUGGAACGUGGAACGAACCUUACAAUUACAGCGUGAACAAAGGCCCUGCGGUUCCGCCCAAACAGCACAGCGUCAUCGGUAAUGCACGAGGGAUGCAGGACGGGGUGAUGUUAGUGAGCUCGGGACAGUCUGCAAGCUCACAUUCCAGUUCAUUCACGUCGGUGACAAACCUUUCCGGGAGAGAAGGGAAUAACAUGCCAGGGAUUUCACUGGCAGCAGCUAUGAUGGGGAAGCGGAGUGAAACUGAAGGGGCUGCAGCAGAUGGAGGGAGAGGAGGAGGAGGAGGUGGUGGGGGGGUUGGGGAAGCAGCGAGAGGGCGGGAGCGGUCGGCUCGUUCCAUAGCAGCAGCCAAUGCCUUCAAGUUCCGGGAGCGCUCCCUUUCUACGCCCACAGAUUCUGGUUCCUUCUGCUUUACAGAGGGCGAAUUAGGCCAGCCAGAUGGGAAUAUUCUGUCCACAGGGAAUGGGAAUGCCAUGGCAAUAGCAGACCACCAACAGCAGCGUCAUCACUUUCUGGGUUUGGGAGAGAGCUACGCCCUUCUCUACCCUAGAGGGAGCUCCGAAGACAGUGCCAGUACCACAGACACAAUCUCCGUCACAGCUUCAGACUACAGUGCCAAUGGCCGCUUGCGCCUACGCUCCCGCUCCAUCUCGCUCAAGAAAUCCAAGCGCAAGCCGCCGCCUCCCGUGAGGAGCGUGUCUCUCAUGAAGAACCUUGGAGAGGCCGAGGGGAGAAUCCACCACGAAGGUGGUCUCUACCGGGAUGGACGGCCAAAGAGCCUGCACAUCCCCAGGGACCACUUCCCAGACUUCCAGCCCGAUUUCCUCCUGCCCAGCUCAUCCUGCUCCUCUAAACCCAGUGCUGGUGAGCAGGAGCUUGGCCACGGAGGCCCUGAUGGACCUCCAAGCUUGGAGGUCCAGGCACCAGAUAAGGAGGGAGAGACAGAGCUGACCUUCCCCACUCACUGGCAGCUGGAGGAGUGGAAGAAUGACCCUUACAGGUCUCUAUCAGGCUCAAGCACAGCAACAGGUACCACAGUGAUUGAAUGUAUGAAAGUCAGAGGCAGCUCAGAGUCCCUGCUUGAUUCUCCCUCCACCUCCAGAGCCACCUCACCCUCACAGCUCUCCAUGGAAACUGACAUCAAAGCAUCCUCGCCCUUCAAACCCCCAGGACUUAUGUCCCCCUCAAGUGGCUAUUCCAGUCAGUCAGAGACCCCCACCCCAACUGUUCCACUCAGUCAAAUGGCAGGUCAGGGAACAGCGGGGACAGGGACAACAGGGAUGUCAGGGUGCAAGUUACGCCCAAAGAUCCCAGAAAGGAAAUCAUCGCUACCGUCACCCAAGGACCCGGCUGCUAGGUCUAGAUUGUCCUUUGAGAUGCCUGGAAACGCACAUCUGGAGCUGUCAUCAAUUAAGCCGAAGCAAAAGGCCAGCAGAAGGCAUUCAGACACAUCAACAGCAGCAAAACCGGGAAAAAUCAGCCCCAGCUCUUCACAGGCAUUGCCUGUAGUUACCCAGAAUGAACUGAAGACUGUUCGACUUCGUUCUGUCUCUCGUGGUGACUUGGAGGACUGUCCUGAUGGGGCGUCUGACACCAUCGAAGAAGAACAGCAUGGCCGAGACCUGGGCGAGGACCCCAGUCCGCCUCCCACCCUUCCAAAGCCCAAACCACCUGUCGCUGUCAAACCUCCAUUGCCCAAACGGCCCCUAAACCUCCUACUCAAAUCUCCUUCCCCCUCCUCUACCUCACCCCUAGGCCUUGACUCACCUCCUGCCUCACCCGUGGAUCGGCCUGUGCCCUUAGGCAACAUCUACAAAGUCAUGAAAAAACCCAAGCCCAAAAAACCUCCACCACAAGCAUCAGCAAGUCCCUGUGUCCUCCCAGAUUCUGCCAUGACUCCACAAACUACCUGCGAUCAUCCAUUGCUCUCCCAGUCCCAGUCCCUCUCUGAACUUCCUCCUCUCCCAGACCCCCAGCCUCUCCUGGAAGAUCCAGUGAUGGAGCCUGAAUUUGACACAGACCCGGAGAUUCGCCUUGGUCCUGAGGACGGAGGCUCACUACCGUCUCCCUGCAGUAACCAGGAGGCCCCGGAGCUCCAGGACAAGAGCAAGACACUCCCCUCGAGGAUGACAAUCUCCUGUCUGGCAGAGCUGUCAGACAAAAAGAAACCCAAGGUUCCACCUCCAGUCCCUAAGAAGCCAAAUGUCCUGCUUCUUCCCUCAUCCGUCCACUCCUCCACCAACGGCAGCACAGAGCGCCAGACUCCACAGACCGACAGCCCUGUGGGUCUUCGGUCUCCUCUAGCAGCACUCUCACCCGAGGAGUUUCCCAGUACCCCCACUGUUCCCGAUAUGCCAGAGCAUGAUGAGAACCACUUGGGAACAGACGAGGAGAGUUCCAAAGAGUCGUCACUUCAGUCAUCUCUGCAGGAUUCCUCCCUUACAGAGCUGGGAGAGAAGAUGGCCGACACAGGGAUCGGGGCAGAAGACUUGGCAGCCAGCGAGAAGACUGUGCUCCACAUCGCCGAGGAAACAGAUGACGACUUGCUGGCCAGCACGCCUGCAACACACACCACCGAAGACCUGUUCACUAUUAUUCACAGGUCCAAGCGAAAGGUUCUAGGUCGCAAGGAGCCAUCGGACUCCUUCGGCAGCCGCCAGAGCCUGGUGUCCCCGGUGAAGCACAGCACCAGCGGCAGCGACCUCCGAAAUCUGACCUUGGGCAGCAGUCAGAGGUCGAGCUCCCGCAACGAGAACUUCAUGGCCCUGCUUCAGAAGAAAGGCAGCAAGUCUUCCAGCGGAGGAGCCAGAGUCUCUGCUAUGGAGCUUCUCAAAAGCACAAACCCUCUGGCGCGACGGGUCACAGAGUUUUCAGCCACCUCGUCGACAUCCGGCGAGGGAGGAGACACCACACCUGGCGAUGGCAAACCCAGCGAUCAGUGAGCGGACGUACUGUUAAUGGAUGCGAGCCGGGUCCGUUUGCUGUUGACAAAGCUACCAACCAAUUCUACUAUGUGCCACCCACUGCAGAUGAGGCCCUCUGACUGUCCAACCGGAUCGCUCCAACUACUGAGUGACCAUUUGCAGAAUGGUCCCUCCCAUGGUUGAAGCGCUAUUGUUCCCAGUCAAACCGGUCCCUCUAGGAAAGUGAGAAAUUUGUGGAGAGCAAAGUUUGGUCAAAUGUCAAUGAAAGGUGAAAGUUUUAAGGCCACGCUUCGAAACUGCACCACGUUUUCCUCUUUGGUGAUGUGCUCAGCGUGGAGGCUGGAUGGGUGGAGUAGACGCCAGGAAUAUAAGGAUAUACAGUGGAUGUCUUUGCUCCUGGCUCCUUCCGGAUGAAGACAACAAGAUUCCCUGAUGACGACAAUGGUCAGUAUAUAUGAAUCUGUAACCAGUUACACUGACUCACUCUGAUACCACAGAGGAUCAGCGAUCAAAUGAACCCAUGAAAUAAAUGGAAUAACAUACUCAACAUGUGAGACUUCCCAACGAUUCAUCAACGAUCCAACCAAAACCCUCCAGCCAGGUGCACCACAGCACCGACACCUGUAGACCUACACGAACCGAAGGGUGUGAUGAGGCACCUGAGAAAGCGAACACAUUGGACUCUCUCUUCUCUCUGUGGUAAACACAACGCCGUCGUUUUCAGAAAUCAGCAGCGUUCGGAUUCUGGCGGACGAAAGCGCAGGGUUUACAAAGAGAAACCGCAACGGAGGCUUUUUGCCACCAAAGAUGAGGCGUGAGCGUGUGACAGGUUUCGCUGCUCGCGCUGUGAACCUUCACAAAACAUUCCACAGGAACACCCGGAAAAAUGGACGACGUUUCGGAACGCAAGCACUUUUCUUUUUUCUUUUUUUUUUUUGUUUUCCUUGGCGUCGGAGGUCGUUUACAUGACGCAGCCUUUGCGUUGCUAAUCUUGUUUCCCCGAGACUCUCAUCAGCCAUUGUUUUUACAGUCUUUUAUUUAGAUUUAUUUUCCAUAUAUUUUUUCCUAUACCUGCCAGAUGGCCAUAUACUGUACACGUCUAAGUGGAUUGUACUAUACGUGUCAUGUACAAAGAUAAAUGUAAUGCAUCCAUCACUAUCACAGAGACUAUAAAUAGUGUACAGAGCAGCAAGCAGCUUGGACCACAAACUGCCCAACUGGAGGGAAAACACACACACUCAAACACACGCAGACUAUGAAGUAAUGCCAUGGAAGACAAACAGAACAGAUCUAUCUGCGCAAGUGCGUGUGUGUGUGCGUUCAUAUGAGUGUGUGUGUGUGUGUGCAGAUGAAAUCUUGCCUGUGGAGUUUCUGUAUGGAGAGUAUGAAGCAGGCCUGGUUAUUAAACAGGGUUUUUAUUCUUUUUGGUCUCUGAUGAUGGGACCAAAGGACCGUUAAAAACUACAAACAGACCAGAGGGGACCUAACGGUGUGUCCGUGUGUGUGUGUGUUCAUACGUGUGUGUGUGUGUGUAGAGGGAAGUGCCAAGAACAAAGUGGCAGAGAGAAGAAAGAGAGUGCACAAUGUGCCUGUUUGUGUGUUUGGCAUUUUGUCCUGAUCACGCGUUUGUGUGUGUGCAUCAUCUUCAUCAUCAUCAUCAUCGCCGUCGUCACAUCGUUACACUCCCACCCCCUCCACACGUGGGACAGGAUGAGAACAGCUAACACCCCCACGUUGGCGAACCUUAAGUUUCUGUAACCGCUCAGAGAUUAACAGGAUACUGGGAACCGAUGGAGUUUGAAGGAAUCCGGAUCCCAAAGGAUCCUGGACCGACUGGUCGGAGUCUUCAGACUUCAGACCACAGCAGCUCCUGCCAGAGAAUGGGGACGUCGUCCUCAGUGCCGCAGGGUGACAUCAAGGGGCCAGAUAGUUUGUCUGUCCCACCUCUGUGUCAGUCGGCUCCACACUCCUCCUCCUCCUCCUCCGCCUCCUCUCCACUCGGUCCUCUCCUCCUCCUUUCGUCGCCGCUGGAGCACUCACCCCAUCUGUCUCUCUGCAUCAUCUCUUCUCUCUCUUCCUGUCGUGGCACAUGCAGUAGCACACUCUCCUUAUAUACUCCGACCUCUCUUUUAACACGUAGCAUCACCCCUCUGUGCCCUCCCCUUCCUCUUCUAGCCUUCUCUCCAUCCUCCUCCGUUUUCCAUUAACCUCGCCCCGUCUCCCCCCCCACCCCUCUUUUUUCCUCUCCACCUCUCUGCAUUCAGUCUAUGCAUCUGAGCUCGGCAGACGACACGACACCGGAUGAAUGUCAAUGAAUGACUCAAGAAAACAGAUGCUGUGCUUGGUUUGAGAGAAAAACAUCUUUCUAUGAACGCUUAUCAUCAGCCUUCGCCUGUUCUGCGAGGUUUUAUACUUUCUGCUCUGUCCUCCCUUUGAGUAUCCAUUGAAUUAGCAUUGAGGGAUGAAUGAAUGGAUCUGUGCGCCAACACGGAAACAGGCAGAGCUUGAAUGUGUCCUUGCUGAGAGGACCUUGCCUUUUGGACUGUGAGAGAAACGCCCCCGAUGGUCUUCGGCCCCUGACCGGCCCUCGGGUCUCCAUCACCGCGUGGUCGGUCUGAGAAUUUGGGAUCGGCGGUGGUCCAGCUCUAACGCCUGACUUACCCCUCUGCAUGGAUGGACCGUGUGGCGAGAGGACGGAACCUUUUCCCCUCUUGACGCCCAGUCGGCAAACUGUCCCUCGGUGCUAUUGAGUCAGAGCUCCCCCUGGUGGAUGGAAAAGGGGAAACCACACAUAAGAACAGCGGAGUUUCAAAAAAAGAAAAAGAGACAAACUCCUUCACACACACAUCUCUCUUCUCGACAAUAGCCCUUCAGGUAUUCCAUCAUCCUGAAAAAAAUGAAGAUUUUAAUAAUGCAUAAAUUAUCACCAUUUAUGAUGACUAGUCAAGUGACGCUUGUUUUAAAUAUUUAGUGAAUGAAAAAAAGAUAAACCUAUAAACCUCUGUGUUUGUUUGCCUUGUAUACUGACCUGUGGGUGUGUUGCUGCAGCACCCACUGUAUUUUUUAUUUUAUUUUAUUAUUUGCUUGGCGGUACACACACACAAACACAAUGUUGGAAAAAGAAAAAGAUCUUCUGUCCAAAACAACAACACAGGUGUAAGCUGGAACAUUUAUUCUGACCUGUGAGGUAAAAGUGUUGAAAUCCAAACAAACAUUAGCCCCAAUCUGCAUUCACACACACGCGCAGAGUACAGUGUGUGCAGUGAUGUUUUUCCUGUGUAGAGCAUCUGAAGGGAGGGCUGUCGGAUCAAAAUAAAUAAAUAAAAACUACAAAAUGUAUUUGAAGUAAACCCACAGAUUUCAUGUAGAGAAAAGAGGAGGCAGAGGCGAGUGUUAGGAGAGAGACGGGAAUAGUGUGUGUGUGGCGCGGGAGGAGCGUGUCGCGUUCAGUGUGUGAUCCUGCACGAUCCGCUCUGACAGCCUGUGACAGGGAAGGAAGUACAAACACACGGCUGUGCUGAUGAAGGGUGGCGUCCCUCUUCAUAAGAACGUGGCUUUUGUUGUUGUUGUUGUUGUUGUUGUAGCUUUUACACGUCUUUCUCAGAGAUGCGCCGGAUGCAAAGGAAUAAUCUCAUUGGUUGGUUAAUGAGCGGUGGGCGUGGCCAAAGAGCCUCCUGGAGAUCCCUCGGUUUUUCCCAGCUCAGGUUGAGAAUAUUUUAAGAAGAAUCAGCUUUAUUGACAGUAUAUAUAGUAUAUAUCUUCUGCAUUUGACCCAUCCUGAGUUGAACACACACACAUGCAACACCCGGCAAA
Messenger RNA from Scatophagus argus, 8218 nucleotides. RefSeq names its product NHS-like 2 (gene nhsl2). Gene Ontology annotation, biological process: cell differentiation. The record is from RefSeq and is a predicted model, not a curated record. NCBI's taxonomy places the organism in Eukaryota, Metazoa, Chordata, Actinopteri, Scatophagidae. The transcript has 10 exons. The coding region runs from base 260 to 4423 and encodes 1387 amino acids.